AUGGAGCGGGCGGCGGGCGAGGGCCGGCCCCUGCUGCCGGCGGCGGGGGGCUCCGCCGGGCUCUCCUCGCCCGGGCUCUCCUCCGCCGGCGCGGUCUUCAUCCUGCUCAAGUCUGCGCUGGGCGCGGGGCUGCUGAGCUUCCCCUGGGCCUUCGGCAGGGCCGGCGGGGCCGUUCCCGCCCUCCUGGUGGAGCUGGGCUCGCUGGUGUUCCUGGUGAGCGGGCUGGCCGUGCUGGGCUAUGCCGCGGCCCUCAGCGCCCAGCCCACCUACCAGGGCGUGGUGCGGGCCGUGUGCGGGGCGGCCGUAGGGAAGCUCUGCGAGGUCUGCUUCCUCCUCAACCUCUUCAUGAUCUCCGUGGCCCUCCUCAGGGUGGUGGGCGACCAGCUGGAGAAACUGUGUGACUCCCUGUACCCCAAUGGGACACUGAGCGGGGCCCCUCAGCUGCCCCCCUGGUACGUGGACCAGCGCUUCACCCUCUCAGCUCUCUGUGUCUUCGUCAUCUUCCCACUCUCUGUCCCCAGGGAGAUCGGCUUCCAGAAGUACUCCAGCAUCCUGGGCACGCUGGCUGCCUGCUACCUCACUCUGGUCAUCACCCUGAAAUACUACCUGCAGGCAGAGAGCCUACAUUUGACUGAGCCGCCCCAGCCCUCGAGGUCCUUGUCCUGGACCUCCAUCUUCAGUGUCAUUCCCACCAUCUGCUUUGGCUUCCAGUGCCACGAGGCAUGUGUGGCCAUCUACAGCAGCAUGCGCAACCAGAGCUUCUCCCACUGGGUCACCGUCUCUGUGCUCUCCAUGCUCAUUUGCCUGCUCAUCUACUCCCUCACUGCAGGGCUCUAUGGCUACCUGACCUUUGGCGAGGCCGUGGCGUCCGAUGUCCUGAUGUCCUACCCAGGGAAUGACCCGCUUGUCAUCGUUGCCCGCCUGCUCUUUGGUGUCUCCAUUGUCACCAUCUACCCCAUUGUGGUGCUGCUGGGCAGGUCCGUGGUGAAGGACCUGUGGGCAGCCCCGAAGCGCAGGGCCGUGGCGGCGUCUGAGGCACACGAGAGGCGGGGCCGGGUGGCACUGACGGUCACCUGGAUGGCUGCCACGCUGGGCAUCGCCCUCUUUGUCCCCGACAUCGGCAAAGUCAUCGAGCUCAUCGGGGGCAUCAGCGCCUUCUUCAUCUUCAUCUUCCCAGCAGGGCUGUGCCUCGUGUGCCUGACUGGGACCCGCAGCCUCGGGCCACGCAAAAAGGCUGCUCUCAUCGCCUGGGGCGUUCUCUCCGUGCUCGGAGGUGCCUUUGUCUGCGGGCAGAGCGCUGCCCUGGCCGUGCUGGGGCUGCUGCGCUGAGGGACCUCCCUGUGUCCCCACCGUGACCCCCCAGCGUCCUGCCCUGCACAGAGACCCCAACACAGCCACACCACUGGAUCCCAUGGCGGUUUUAUUUGGCAUCACCGUCCCUGUUGUACAGUGGCUAAUAAAGACAGGAGAGGGUA
Messenger RNA from Zonotrichia albicollis (white-throated sparrow), 1475 nucleotides. The record is from RefSeq and is a predicted model, not a curated record. NCBI's taxonomy places the organism in Eukaryota, Metazoa, Chordata, Aves, Passeriformes, Passerellidae.